This is a messenger RNA of Dendroctonus ponderosae (mountain pine beetle), 14323 nucleotides long. RefSeq names its product dynein heavy chain, cytoplasmic (gene Dhc64C). Gene Ontology annotation, molecular function: minus-end-directed microtubule motor activity; ATP hydrolysis activity; ATP binding. The transcript is spliced from 57 exons. Gene Ontology annotation, cellular component: dynein complex. Lineage: Eukaryota; Metazoa; Arthropoda; Insecta; Coleoptera; Curculionidae. The record is from RefSeq and is a predicted model, not a curated record. The coding region runs from base 144 to 14123 and encodes 4659 amino acids. Gene Ontology annotation, biological process: microtubule-based movement.
AUUUUACUAAAAAGAAACAAUUCAAUUUCGCAAAAAAAAAACAGUCUGCGCAGUGAACUUGUGAAUUAUUCCAGUCGAUUCAAUCAUUAUUUACCGUUAUAUGCGAUCAGCUAAACGUUGAGAAAAAACUAGAGGUUUCAGCCAUGGGGGACUCCUUGGAAGGGAGUGAGAACACACCGGAGCCCCAGAAUGUGGCCCUGGUGGACUUCACAGCCUUCACUAACUACAUCCUCAAAGCAGCCACCGUGUUGCUGCCAGAGGAUGACUCCCAAGCCGAACCCAAAAAUCUGGUCGCAGCUCUCGACGAUAAAGUCAACCAGGAGUGUAUCAGAAAGUUCAUCAGUGAUCCUCAAGUUACAACGCUGUACAUUCAGAGGAAUUCAUCUAAAGAUGAUGACAACGAUCAACCACCGGAAGGUGAAGAAGAAAAAGAGCCAGUGGCUUACUAUGUGAGCAAUGAAGUGCAUUAUUCGAACUCGAAAAUGUCCAGCUUGGUUUGCAUCAAACGAAACCCAGUUAUUGAAGCUGAUAAGAGCAUUCGUGCCCAGGUCAGAAUGCUGAAUUUCAGCGAGGGAUCCCCCUACGAGAUCCUGCAUGAUUACAUCAGCAAAACCAUGGCACCAUUUUUUAAGUCAUACGUAAAGGAGUCUGGGAGAGCUGACAGGGAUGGUGAUAAAAUGGCUCCCUCAGUGGAGAAAACCAUUGCCGAAUUGGAAAUGGGUCUGUUGCAUCUACAACAAAACAUCGACAUACCUGAAAUCACCCUUCAAAUUCACCCCUAUGUGGCCUCCCUUAUUAAGCAGUGCGCCGAUGAGGGCAGAAAACCGAAAGUGUCGGAUUUUAGUAACAAAGUGGACGAUUCCAACUUUUUAAACCAGCUGCAGCAUGGAGUUAAUAGAUGGAUUAAAGAGAUUCAAAAGGUAACCAAGUUGGACAGGGAUCCUUCAUCCGGAACAGCGCUGCAAGAAAUCAGCUUUUGGCUCAAUCUUGAAAGAGCCUUGCAUCGCAUCCAGGAAAAGCGUGAAAGCCUGGAAGUCAUCCUAACUCUGGACAUUCUCAAGCAUGGCAAGCGUUUCCAUGCUACAGUCUCGUUCGACACAGAUACCGGCCUAAAACAAGCCAUCGCCACUGUGAACGAUUACAAUCCUCUGAUGAAGGACUUUCCAAUCAACGAUUUGCUCUCCGCUACUGAGCUGGAACGGAUCAGGGCGGCUGUUCAACAGAUUUUCUCCCAUUUGCGCAAAGUGCGAUCGACUAAAUAUCCGAUUCAGCGAUCUCUGCGACUUGUCGAGGCAAUUUCUAGAGAUCUGGGGGCGCAGCUACUCAAAGUGCUCGGCACCCGAAGAUUGAUGCAUAUUUCGUUUGAGGACUUUGAGAAAGUCAUGACUCAGUGUUUUGAGGUGUUUUCCAUUUGGGAGGACGAGUACGAGAAGUUGCAAGCUUUACUAAGGGAUAUAAUUAAGAAAAAGCGCGAUGAGCACAUGAAAAUGGUGUGGCGCAUAUCAGCGCAGCACAAGAAGCUGCAGAGCCGCAUGGAUCAAAUGUGCAAAUUCCGACACCAGCACGACCAACUUCGGAAUGUCAUAAUCCGCGUUUUGAGGCCAUCCAUUCGGGAAGCUGCGGCGGCGAAUGAAGGAGAAGACCUGGAACAAGUGAAGCCAACGUUUUCGCUGGAUGCCGCUGAUGUGAAUGCCAUCGAGGAGGUGAAUAUGGCCUAUGAGAACGUCAAGGAAGUAGAAUGCUUGGACAUAUCCAAAGAGGGCCAAGACGCUUGGGACGCAGCAGUGCAACGCUAUGAAGAGCGAAUUGAUCGCGUGGAAACUCGCAUCACUGCUCAUCUUCGCGACCAGCUCGGCACCGCAAAGAACGCGAACGAAAUGUUCAGGAUCUUCUCCAGAUUCAAUGCUCUGUUUGUGCGCCCGCACAUCAGAGGCGCCAUCAGGGAAUACCAAACACAUUUAAUCCAACGCGUCAAAGACGACAUCGAGGCUCUACAUGAGAAGUUUAAGGUCCAGUAUCCACAGAGUAACAGUGCGGCGAUAAGUAAAGGCCGCGACUUGCCCCCAGUUGCUGGUUCCAUUAUUUGGGCCAAACAAAUCAAUCAUCAACUUACAACGUAUCUUAAACGAGUGGAAGAUGUAUUAGGUAAAGGUUGGGAAAACCACAUCGAAGGUCAAAAACUGAAAGCGGACGGUGAUAGUUUCCGUUUGAAGCUCAACACUCAGGAGAUCUUUGAGGAAUGGGCCCGCAACGUGCAGCAGCGAAAUCUGGGGGUGUCUGGCAGGAUUUUUAUGAUUGACGCAAUUCGAGCGAAAAAUGGGCGCGGAAACAUCUACAAGCUCAGAGUAAAUUUCCUGCCUGAAAUCAUCACUCUUGCCAAAGAAGUGCGCAACCUGAAGAGUCUGGGAUUCCGCAUACCGUUGGCGAUCGUGAAUAAGGCCCAUCAAGCCAACCAACUGUACCCAUUUGCCAUUUCGUUGAUCGAGAGCGUCAGAACAUACGAGAUGACUCUGGAAAAGAUUGAAGAUAAAGCAAGCAUAAUUCCACUGGUGGCUGGCAUGCGGAAAGAAGUGCAAAGCUUGAUUGAGGAAGGAGCGUCGCUUGUGUGGGAAAGUUACAAGCUAGACCCGUACGUUCAGAAGUUCUCCGAGACAAUUGUGGCUUUCCAAGAGAAAGUUGAAGAGUUGGUUCUGGUUGGUGAGCAACUCGAGGUGGACGUGCGAUCGUUGGAAACCUGUCCUUAUUCGGCCAAUACGUUUGCGGAAAUUUUGGCCAAGGUUCAACAUGCAGUGGACGACUUAUCCUUGAAACAGUACUCAAACUUCCAUAUUUGGGUGAACAGAUUGGGAGAAGAGGUCGAGAAAAAUUUAGCUCGUCGUUUACAAGCAGGCGUUCAAGCCUGGACCGAUGCUUUAGCUGGCACGAAGAAGGAUAUUGAUCAUAGCAUGGAUACGGAUGCUCCGACCCAGCCUACCCAUAAGCCUGGAGGCGAUCCGCAAAUCCAAACAAUGGUUCAUGAGGUGAGGAUCACUAAUCAAACGAUGUAUUUAUACCCGAGCAUCGAAGAAGCAAGAUUCCAAAUUAUGCAGCAACUGUUCGCAUGGGAAGCCAUCGUCACUUCUCAGUUAAGGCUGCAGAGUAGCCGGUAUCAAGUAGGAGUCGACAAGCCGGUUACCGAGACUUUCAGGAGCAUUUUAACUAAACUUCCUGCUGGCGCGGAACCGAUGAACAAUGCUUAUAACGCCAUUGCCAGUAAAGUCAAGGAGGUACAAAAAUACGUGAACCAAUGGCUGACUUACCAAUCCUUGUGGGACCUGCAAGCCGACACGCUCUACGGCCAGCUGGGCGAAGACAUCGGCAAAUGGAUGCGCUGUCUCAACGACAUCAAAACAACUAGGUCUACGUUCGACACUUCGGACACCCGUCGUGAGUUCGGGCCGAUCGUGAUCGAUUUCGCGAAAGUGCAGAGCAAAGUGUCCCUCAAGUACGACUCAUGGCACAAGGACACUUUAAGCAAAUUCGGCUCGUUGUUGAGCAACGAAAUGGCCUCCUUUCAUACCAACGUAUCCAAGUCCAGAUCCGAUCUGGAGUUGCAGAGUAUUGAAGCGGCCAGCACUUCGGAUGCGGUGACUUUCAUCACUUACGUACAAAAUCUGAAAAGGAGUAUGAAACAGUGGGAAAAGCAGGUUGAAGUAUACAGGGAAGGUCAACGAAUCCUGGAACGACAACGUUUCCAAUUCCCCACAAACUGGCUUCAUGUGGAAAACGUCGAAGGCGAAUGGGGCGCCUUUAGCGAAAUCAUCAAGCGCAAGGAUUGUUCGAUACAGACCCAAGUGUCCAGCCUGCAACAGAAAAUCGUGUCCGAAGACAAAGCAGUGGAGAGUAGAACGCACGAUUUUCUCGGCGAUUGGGAGAAGAGCAAACCCGUUGAAGGGCAUUUAAGGCCUGAUGAAGCUCUCUCUCAACUCCAGUUGUUUGAAAGCAAAUAUGCGCGACUAAAGGAGGAGCGCGAUAACGUCGCUAAAGCCAAAGAAGCGCUAGAGCUUCAAGAACCGGGCGGAGCCAGCACCAGCGAAGACCGAAUGCAGGUAGUGUUCGAAGAAUUGCAAGAUUUAAGAGGCGUUUGGUCUGAGCUGUCGAAAAUCUGGCAGCAAAUCGACGAAACAAAAGAGAAACCUUGGUUAUCAGUACAGCCAAGAAAACUACGUCAACAACUCGACACAAUGUUGACUCAAUUAAAAGAACUGCCUGCGAGGCUGCGCCAAUAUGCUUCCUAUGAAUACGUGAAACGAAUGCUACAGAACUACACCAAAGUGAAUAUGUUGAUUGUGGAAUUAAAGUCUGAUGCCCUCAAGGAACGGCACUGGAAGCAGUUGAUGAAACAAUUGAGAGUAAAUUGGGUUUUAAGCGACCUCACCUUAGGCCAGGUGUGGGAUGUGAACUUGCAGAAAAACGAAUCGAUUGUCAAAGAUGUGAUACUGGUGGCUCAAGGAGAAAUGGCGUUGGAGGAGUUCUUGAAGCAAGUGCGCGAAUCUUGGCAGACCUACGAAUUGGAUCUGAUCAACUACCAGAACAAAUGCAGGUUGAUCAGAGGAUGGGAUGAUCUUUUCAAUAAGGUGAAAGAGCACAUCAACUCAGUUGCUGCCAUGAAGCUCUCGCCGUACUACAAAGUGUUCGAGGAGGAAGCCCUGACGUGGGAGGAGAAACUGAACCGAAUUAAUGCCCUGUUCGAUGUGUGGAUUGAUGUGCAACGCCGAUGGGUUUACUUGGAAGGCAUAUUUUCGGGAAGCGCCGACAUCAAAACCCUGCUCCCAGUCGAGACUUCUCGCUUUCAUAGCAUCAGUUCCGAGUUCUUAGGCCUAAUGAAGAAAGUGAGCAAGUCGCCUAUGGUGAUGGAUGUGCUUAACAUCCCCGGUGUUCAACGAGCUUUGGAGCGACUUGCCGAUCUUCUGGGUAAAAUUCAGAAAGCUUUGGGAGAAUACCUGGAAAGAGAACGAACAUCGUUCCCGCGGUUUUACUUUGUCGGUGAUGAAGAUCUGCUGGAAAUUAUCGGAAAUAGCAAAAACAUCGCUCGGCUUCAGAAACACUUUAAGAAAAUGUUUGCUGGUGUGGCAUCGAUUAUUUUGAACGAGGAUAACACCAUUAUUACUGGCAUUGCCUCUCGCGAAGGUGAAGAGGUGAUGUUCAGAACCCCAGUGUCAACAGUCGAGUAUCCGAAAAUCAACGAAUGGCUUUCUCUGGUGGAGAAAGAAAUGCGCGUUACUUUGGCCUCAAGCCUUGCACAAGCCGUGCAGGAUAUCAAGCAGUUUAAGGAUGGAAUUGAUCCGAAACUCUUCAUGGAGUGGUGCGACAAGUAUCAAGCUCAAAUUGUCGUUUUGGCUGCACAGAUAUUCUGGAGUGAGGAUGUCGAGGCUGCUUUAACAAAGUUAAAUGGAGAACCACAGAAAGGCCCUCUGGAAAAGGUGCUUCAGCAAGUGGAAAGCACGUUAAAUGUUUUGGCGGAUUCCGUUCUUCAAGAGCAGCCUCAGUUGAGAAGGAAGAAGUUGGAACAUCUCAUCAAUGAGUUUGUUCAUAAGAGAACAGUGACUAGAAAAUUGGUCUCGAGCGGCGUGUGCAGCAACAAAACCUUCGAGUGGCUUUGCCAAAUGCGAUUCUACUUUGAUCCACGCCAAACUGAAGUUCUAAAGCAGCUAACUAUUCACAUGGCAAACGCAGUGUUUUACUACGGUUUUGAAUAUUUGGGAGUACAAGAUAGAUUGGUGCAGACACCUUUAACUGAUAGAUGCUACUUGACUAUGACUCAAGCCUUGGAAGCUAGAUUGGGAGGUUCUCCUUUCGGUCCCGCCGGUACUGGAAAAACCGAAUCAGUAAAGGCGCUGGGCAACCAACUAGGGCGUUUUGUGUUGGUGUUCAAUUGCGAUGAAACCUUCGAUUUCCAGGCAAUGGGACGAAUUUUUGUCGGUUUAUGCCAAGUGGGCGCCUGGGGCUGUUUCGACGAGUUCAAUCGACUAGAAGAGAGAAUGUUGUCGGCUGUAUCGCAGCAAAUCCAAACGAUCCAAGAAGCACUAAAGAGCCAGAAGGAAAGCAGCGAACAGUCCGGACAGCAAACUGGCAGCAUCAGCGUAGAACUGGUAGGCAAGCAGGUGCGAGUAUCUCCAGAUAUGGCCAUAUUCAUCACAAUGAAUCCAGGAUAUGCGGGCAGAUCAAACUUGCCCGACAACUUGAAGAAACUGUUCAGAUCGCUGGCCAUGACUACUCCAGACCGACAGCUCAUUGCCGAAGUGAUGCUGUUCUCUCAAGGAUUCAGGUCGGCUGAAAAGCUGGCUUGCAAAAUCGUUCCGUUCUUUAAGCUUUGUGAUGAGCAACUUUCCAAUCAGUCGCAUUAUGACUUUGGGCUUCGUGCCCUCAAAUCAGUCCUGAUUUCUGCUGGUAAUGUAAAGAGGGACCGGAUUCAACGAAUUAAGGAGGGCAUGACGCAAAGGGGAGAAACAAAUAUUGAUGAAGCCAGCAUUGCGGAAAAUCUUCCCGAACAAGAGAUUCUCAUUCAAUCCGUCUGCGAAACAAUGGUACCAAAGCUGGUGGCUGAAGACAUUCCGCUGCUAUUUAGCUUGCUGAAUGAUGUAUUCCCCAACGUGUUGUAUACUAGGGCUGAAAUGAAAGGCCUUAAGGAUGAAAUCAGAAAGGUUUGCGUUGAGGAGUACUUGGUGUGCGGCGAGGGUGACGAGCAAGGCUCUGCAUGGAUGGAAAAGGUACUCCAACUGUAUCAAAUAUCCAACCUAAACCACGGGCUUAUGAUGGUGGGUCCAAGCGGAUCGGGUAAAAGUACAGCCUGGAGAGUGCUGCUCAAAGCCUUGGAGCGUUUCGAAGGAGUUGAAGGAGUGGCGCAUGUAAUCGAUCCUAAAGCCAUCAGCAAGGAGGCUUUGUAUGGUGUACUGGACCCCAAUACUCGAGAGUGGACUGACGGUCUCUUUACUCACAUUCUAAGGAAAAUCAUCGACAAUGUAAGAGGCGAAAUUAACAAGCGCCAAUGGAUUAUCUUCGAUGGGGACGUGGAUCCUGAAUGGGUGGAGAAUUUGAAUUCAGUUCUUGAUGACAAUAAGCUGCUGACUUUGCCCAAUGGAGAACGUCUGAGUUUGCCACCGAAUGUCCGCGUUAUGUUCGAAGUGCAAGACCUGAAAUAUGCAACUUUGGCAACUGUUUCUCGUUGUGGAAUGGUUUGGUUCUCUGAAGAUGUCCUUUCCACGGAAAUGAUCUUCGAAAACUACAUGCUACGACUUAAACAUAUUCCGCUAGAAGAAGGUCCUCAAGAAUUUGUAGUAGUGGCAGUUGAAGACGACAGCUUUGGAAAGAAAAUUGAAAACAAGGAAGACUCGGUAUCGCCAACACUGCAGGUGCAACAGGACGUGGCCAAUCUUUUGCAGCCUUUCUUACAGCCGGACGGGCUGGUAAUUCGAUGCUUGGAACACGCCAUGGAGCAGGAGCAUAUAAUGGACUUUACAAGGCUGCGGGCGCUCAGUUCGCUUUCCUCCAUGCUCAACCAGAGCGUCAGAAAUGUCCUGGCUUACAACCAUUCCCACAACGAUUUUCCGCUAGCCUACGAGACAUUGGAGCGCUACAUACCCAAAUGCCUGAUCUACGCUAUUCUGUGGAGCUUUGCGGGCGACGCCAAGUUGAAAGUUCGCUCUGAAUUGGGCGAUUUUGUGCGAUCGAUUACCACCGUACCGCUUCCUCCAGACAGCAACUCGCCAAUUAUUGAUUAUGAGGUGACCAUCGAAGGCGAGUGGGCGCCAUGGUCUAAUAAAGUGCCUCAAAUCGAAGUGGAAACCCAUAAGGUGGCAUCGCCGGAUAUUGUGGUUCCCACUCUAGAUACAGUAAGACACGAGUCUCUUCUAUACACCUGGUUGGCUGAGCACAAACCUUUGGUGCUAUGUGGCCCGCCUGGUUCCGGUAAAACCAUGACGCUCUUCUCUGCUUUAAGAGCGUUGCCUGAUAUGGAAGUGGUUGGUUUGAACUUUUCUUCAGCCACUACUCCUGAGCUCCUGCUGAAAACCUUUGAUCACUACUGCGAGUACCGGAAAACUCCUAACGGGGUUGUUUUAGCUCCAGUGCAGCUGGGAAAAUGGCUCGUGCUUUUCUGCGACGAAAUCAACUUGCCCGAUAUGGACAAUUACGGCACCCAAAGAGUGAUCAUGUUCUUGCGUCAAAUCGUCGAGCAAAAGGGCUUCUAUAGGGCGUCAGAUCAAACCUGGGUCUCAAUGGAGCGUAUCCAAUUUGUCGGUGCCUGUAAUCCACCUACUGAUCCUGGAAGAAAACCCCUUUCUCAUCGGUUCUUACGCCACGUUCCUGUAAUCUACGUGGACUAUCCGGGAGAGACGUCCUUAAAGCAAAUCUAUGGCACUUUCACAAGAGCGAUGCUGCGCCUCACUCCCAACUUGAAAGGUUAUGCUGAACCUCUCACGAAUGCCAUGGUCGAGUUCUACUUGGCCUCACAGGACAGAUUCACUCAAGAUAUGCAACCGCAUUAUGUCUACUCACCGCGUGAGAUGACUCGUUGGGUGAGAGGAAUUUGCGAAGCAAUCAGACCUCUGGAUUCCUUGAGCGUCGAAGGAAUCGUUCGCUUAUGGGCCCAUGAGGCACUCAGACUGUUCCAAGAUCGUUUAGUGGAGAAUUCCGAACGCCAAUGGACGAACGAAAACAUAGACUCGGUGGCUCUAAAACAUUUCCCUUCAGCCGAUUCGGCUAAAGCCCUAGAAAGACCGAUUCUGUACAGCAACUGGCUGUCGAAAGAAUACAUGCCCGUUGACAGGGAGCAGUUGAGGGAAUAUGUGAAGGCCAGGCUGAGAGUGUUUUACGAAGAAGAGCUAGACGUUCCUCUGGUUCUCUUCGAUGAAGUUCUCGAUCAUGUGCUGAGGAUUGACAGGAUCUUUAGGCAGCCGCAGGGACAUUUGCUGCUCAUUGGAGUUUCGGGUGCUGGAAAAACCACCUUAUCGCGUUUUGUGGCCUGGAUGAAUGGACUGUCUAUUUUCCAAAUAAAGGUACACAACAAAUACACCGCCGAAGACUUCGAUGAAGACCUGCGCUCGGUUUUGAGACGAUCCGGAUGCAAAGACGAGAAAAUCGCUUUUAUAUUGGACGAAUCGAAUAUGUUGGAUUCCAGCUUCUUGGAGCGCAUGAACACUUUGCUGGCCAACGGAGAAGUCCCAGGACUGUUCGAAGGCGAUGAAUACACCACUUUGAUGACACAGUGCAAAGAAGGCGCCCAAAGAGAAGGGUUGAUGUUGGAUUCAAGCGACGAGCUAUACAAAUGGUUUACUCAGCAAGUAAUGCGCAAUCUACACGUGGUUUUCACCAUGAAUCCUUCAACGGAUGGGCUGAAGGAUCGUGCCGCUACAUCGCCCGCCCUGUUCAAUCGUUGCGUCCUCAAUUGGUUCGGCGAUUGGUCCGAUGGGGCUUUAUACCAGGUGGGCAAAGAAUUUACCAACCGUUUGGAGCUGGACAGGCCGACAUGGAAAUCUCCAGAUUUCUUCCCAGCUGCUUGCAAGUUUGUUCCUGCUAUUCCUCAACAUAGAGAAGCUGUCAUCAAUGCUUGCGUCUACGUUCAUCAGACUCUGCAUAAAGCAAACGUGCGACUGGCAAAGCGAGGUGGUCGGACAAUGGCCAUUACUCCACGACACUACCUAGACUUUAUUCAUCAUUUCGUAAAAUUGCACAACGAAAAACGCUCCGACUUGGAAGAGCAACAGUUGCAUCUGAAUGUCGGUUUGAAUAAGAUUGCGGAAACCGUUGAGCAGGUGGAAGAAAUGCAAAAGAGUUUAGCAGUCAAGUCUCAAGAACUGCACGCGAAAAAUGAGGCGGCCAACGCCAAACUGAAGCAGAUGGUGAAAGAUCAGCAAGAAGCCGAAAAGAAGAAGGUGCAAAGCCAGGAGAUUCAGCAACAGUUGGCCGAGCAAACCGUGCAUAUUGAGCAGAAACGCACUGAAGUGAUGGCGGAUUUGGAUCAAGUGGAACCGGCAGUCAUAGACGCCCAAACUGCUGUAAAGUCGAUCAAAAAGCAGCAACUGGUCGAGAUCCGUUCGAUGGCAAACCCUCCGGCUAUUGUGAAAUUGGCGCUCGAGUCAAUUUGUCUUUUGCUCGGGGAAAACGCCAGCGACUGGAAGUCUAUCCGGGCGGUGAUAAUGCGCGAUAAUUUCAUCAACACAGUGGUCAACAAUUUCAACACUGAAGACAUCAGCGACGAUGUGCGCGACAAAAUGAAGGCAAAAUAUCUGAGCAAUCCGGAUUACAAUUUCGAAAAAGUGAACCAUGCGAGUAACGCUUGCGGGCCGCUGGUGAAAUGGGCCAUGGCUCAGAUCCAGUACGCCGAUAUGUUGAAGAAAGUGGAGCCUUUGCGACAGGAGCUCAGCUCUCUGGAAACGCAGGCGGAAACCAAUAAGAAGCGUGGCGAAGAAGUGAAGAACUUGAUAAGCCAAUUGGAGCAGAGCAUUGCGUCCUACAAGGAGGAAUACGCGCAGCUCAUCGCUCAAGCGCAGGCCAUUAAGACUGAUUUAGAGAACGUUCAGGCCAAGGUGGACCGGUCAAUAGCGCUGCUAAAAUCGCUGGUGAUUGAACGAGAGCGCUGGGAAGCAACCAGUGAGACGUUUAGGGCGCAAAUGUCUACCAUUGUUGGGGAUGUUUUGCUCUCGGCUGCCUUCAUCGCAUAUGGCGGGUAUUUUGAUCAACAUUAUCGACAGAAUCUGUUUACCACUUGGUGCCAGCAUUUAACCCAGGCAGCCAUCCAGUACAGGGCUGAUAUUGCCAGGACUGAGUAUCUUUCCAAUCCGGAUGAGCGGCUGCGUUGGCAGGCAAACGCGUUGCCUUCGGACGAUUUGUGCACCGAAAACGCCAUUAUGCUGAAACGCUUCAACAGAUACCCGCUUAUAAUCGAUCCUUCGGGACAGGCCACUGAGUUCAUCCUCAAUGAGUACAAGGACAAGAAAAUAACCAAAACCAGUUUCCUGGAUGACUCGUUCCGGAAAAACCUGGAAUCGGCCCUUCGGUUUGGCAACCCCCUAUUGGUGCAGGACGUUGAAAACUAUGAUGCCAUCCUAAACCCGGUGCUGAACAGGGAGCUUCGCAGAACGGGCGGCCGUGUUUUGAUCACUCUAGGCGACCAGGACAUCGAUUUGUCGCCAUCGUUUAUAAUUUUCCUCUCCACUCGCGAUCCUACAGUGGAAUUCCCGCCCGAUAUUUGCUCUAGAGUCACAUUUGUGAACUUCACAGUCACUAGAAGUUCGUUGCAGAGCCAGUGCUUGAACCAGGUACUGAAGGCGGAGCGUCCGGACAUCGACGCCAAACGGUCGGACUUGUUGAAACUGCAAGGCGAAUUCCACUUGAGAUUGAGACAGCUUGAGAAGUCUUUGCUGCAGGCCCUCAACGACGCCAAAGGAAAAAUCCUGGACGACGACAGCGUCAUUACUACUCUGGAAACUUUGAAAAAGGAGGCCGCUGAGAUCGGGCAAAAGGUCGAAGAAACCGACAAGGUGAUAUCGGAAAUCGAGACAGUUUCCCAGCAAUACCUGCCGCUUUCGCAAGCCUGCAGCAACACCUACUUCACAAUGGACAGUCUCAACCAAGUCCACUUCCUCUACCAGUACUCUUUGCAGUUCUUCCUGGAUAUGUUUAACAGCGUGUUGCUAAUCAAUCCCAAACUGGAUGGAGUCACCGACUACCAGCACAGGCUCAACAUAAUCACCACCGAUCUGUUCCAAGUGGUCUAUGAGAGGAUUGCCAGGGGCAUGCUGCACAACGACCGGAUGACUUUCGCCAUCCUUCUAUGCAGGAUUUGCCUAAAGGGGCUUCCUAACGAACUCAACUACGACCAGGAGUUCAGCUUCUUCCUGCGCGCCAAAGAGGGCCUGUUAAGCUCCUCUACCAGUCCUAGUGUGGAUGGACUUAACACUGAACAACAGGAGGCUUUGACCAGACUAUCGCGAAGGUUGCCAGCCUUUAAAAAAUUACCGGAGAAAAUCAAGGAAAUGCCCGAAUUCAGUGCCUGGCUGCAGCAAAGCGCGCCCGAACAGGCUGUUCCGCGUCUUUGGAUCGAGGAGAAGCAGCUCAGCCCCAUCGGCACUGCCAUGUACCAGCUUUUGGUGAUCCAGGCCUUUAGACCCGACCGAAUUAUUGCAGCUGCUGCGUUGUUCGUCUCGGCCGUUAUGGGGCCGGAGUUUAUGGCGGCUGCAGAAAAGGAAAUCGACCUGGGCGCAAUUGUGGAAAAGGAAAUCAAAGCCAACGUGCCAGGUCUGUUGUGUUCCGUGCCUGGAUUCGACGCAUCCGGACGAGUGGAUGAUUUGGCUACUGAGCUGAACAAGCAGAUUUCCAGUAUUGCAAUUGGAUCGGCCGAAGGCUUUAAUCAGGCACAUCGCGCUAUUAACGUGGCUUGCAAAUCGGGAAGAUGGGUGAUGUUAAAGAAUGUCCACCUCGCUCCUCAAUGGCUGGUUCAGCUGGAGAAGAAGCUGCAUUCCCUGCAGCCACAUGCCAGCUUCAGGCUUUUCCUCACUAUGGAGAUCAAUCCGAAACUUCCCGUUAACUUGCUGAGGGCCGGAAGAAUCGUUGUGUUCGAGCCUCCGCCAGGCAUUAGGGCCAAUCUCCUCAGGACUUUCAGUACUGUACCGGCCAGCCGAAUGAUGAGAGCUCCCAACGAAAGAGCCCGACUCUACUUCCUACUUGCUUGGUUCCAUGCCAUCGUGCAAGAAAGAUUACGGUACUGCCCCUUAGGAUGGGCCAAAUAUUACGAAUUCAGCGAGUCUGACUUGCGAGUGGCUUGCGAUACUUUGGACACAUGGAUCGAUGCCACUGCUAUGGGUAGAACAAAUCUGCCACCUGAAAAGGUUCCUUGGGACGCCUUAGUCACGCUGUUAUCGCAGUCGAUUUACGGUGGUAAAAUCGACAACGCUUUCGAUCAGAGAUUGCUGCAGUCUUUCCUCAACAAGCUGUUCACCAGCAAGAGCUUCGAGGGGGAUUUCGCAUUGGUGGCCAAUAUCGAUAAUGGCCCUAACGGGAAUAGGCACAUUACCAUGCCCGAUGGAACUAGAAGGGACCACUUUUUGAAAUGGAUUGAAAGUCUGGCUGAUAGGCAGACUCCAGCUUGGUUAGGACUUCCAAACAAUGCCGAAAAGGUUCUACUUACCACCAGAGGCACUGACUUGAUCAGCAAGCUGCUGAAAAUGCAGCAAUUGGAGGAUGAUGAUGAGCUCGCGUACAAGUUGGACGAGGCAUCUCCUAGCGAUCCGAGCGCCCAGAUCGACGGUAGACCCUCUUGGAUGAAAACCCUACACAAUUCUGCCUUAACCUGGUUGCAAUUGUUGCCUAAAUCGCUGCAGACUCUUCGAAGAACGGUGGAGAACAUCAAAGAUCCCCUUUAUCGGUAUUUCGAGCGCGAAGUCAACUCCGCUUCGAAGCUUCUGCUUGACGUGAUUCACGAUCUGAAUGACGUGCUUCUGAUCUGCCAGGGCGAGAAGAAGCAGACGAAUUAUCAUCGAACCAUGCUUGGAGAGCUAGUGAGGGGAAUUAUUCCAGCCAAUUGGCAUAGAUACACGGUUCCGAAAGGAUGCACAGUGAUUCAAUGGAUUACGGACUUUAGUCAGCGAAUUAAGCAGCUGCAGCAGAUAUCGAAAGUGGUUUCCACCUCAGGGGCCCAGGAAUUGCAGAGCUUCCCGGUGUGGUUAGGAGGCUUAUUAAACCCUGAGGCCUGGAUUACCGCCACCAGACAAUGUGUGGCUCAAGCUAACAGCUGGUCGCUGGAGGAAUUGUGCUUAGAUGUAACAAUUACCGAUUCCCAUGAUACAUCUGCUAUUCCCCAAGACUGCUUCGCUAUAAUUGGCUUGAAACUGCAAGGGGCCCAAUGCAAGAACAACCAGCUCUUGCUUACUUCGAGCAUAAUGUCCGAAUUGCCGAUCACGUUGCUGCGCUGGUCGAGAUCAACGGAAGAUAAAACGUCCGGAAGCAAAUUGUCUUUGGCAGUUUACUUAAAUUCAACCAGGACAGAGCUGUUGUACACUGUGGACCUGAAUAUUGCCCCAGGGCAAGAUCCGCACAGCUUCUACGAGAGGGGCGUCGCCCUGCUAACAUCUACUGCUUUAAAUUAAACGGUAUUUAAUGAUUUAAAUCCAUUUGCUUAUAGUGAGAAUAAUAAUUUUAUUUAUUUUUUUAUUAUCCGUUAUAAUGCUCAUUGGGCCUAAUGUUUUUGGUUUGUUCAAUGAGCAUUGUUGCAGCUUUUUGUAGUUAAGUAUCGAAAGAAAAAAUGUAUUUAAUAUUAUCACGUCUAUAAACUAGUAACUUUAUCAAA